GGCGGCGAUCGUGAGAGGCCUGGGUUGCCGGUCCUCGAGCAGACCCGGCGUCGCCGUCGUUUUCUGCCGCUGUCCAGUUACCUUUGACUGCCAUAUAUGGAUUCCCAAAAAUCUCUGAAGGAGACAGUCCUCGUUACGGGAGGAGGUGGCUAUUUUGGCUUCCGCCUAGGCUGUGCUCUGAAACAGAAGGGAGUCCGUGUGAUUCUGUUUGACAUCAGCAGCCCUGCUCACACCAUUCCAGAAGGAAUCAAGUUUAUACACGGAGACAUCUGCCACCUCUCUGACAUAGAGAAAGCCUUCCAGGAUGUGGAUGUCGCUUGUGUGUUCCAUAUUGCCUCUUACGGUAUGUCAGGGCGCGAGCAACUGAAUCGAAACCUGAUUGAAGAAGUGAACGUGGUGGGCACAGACAACAUCCUCCAGGCUUGCAGGAGGCGAGGGGUGCCAAGGUUAGUUUACACUAGCACCUUCAAUGUCAUCUUCGGAGGUCAAGUUAUCAGAAAUGGAGAUGAAUCUCUGCCUUACCUACCUCUUCACCUCCAUCCUGAUCACUACUCUCGAACCAAAUCUGUUGCAGAGAAGAAGGUGCUGGAGGCCAAUGGUACAGCCCUGGAAAGGAGUGAUGGGGUCUUGAGAACCUGUGCUCUGAGGUCUGCUGGCAUCUAUGGGCCUGGAGAACAAAGGCACCUCCCCAGGAUAGUAAGCUACAUUGAGAAGGGCCUGUUCAAGUUUGUGUAUGGAGACCCCAAGAGUCUGGUUGAAUUUGUCCAUGUGGAUAACUUGGUACAGGCUCACAUUCUGGCUUCAGUGGCCCUGAAAGCUGACAAGGGCCACAUUGCCUCUGGGCAGCCCUACUUCAUCUCAGAUGGCAGACCUGUGAACAACUUUGAGUUCUUCCGGCCUUUGGUUGAGGGCCUGGGCUACAACUUCCCAUCCAUCCGCCUGCCCUUGACUCUCAUCUACUACUUUGCUUUCCUAACCGAGACGGCCCACUUCAUUCUGGGUCGACUGUACAACUUCCAGCCCUUCCUCACCCGCACCGAAGUUUACAAAACCGGCGUCACACAUUACUUUAGCCUAGAGAAAGCCAAGAAGGAGCUAGGUUAUGAGGCUCAGCCAUUUGACCUCCAGGAAGCAGUAGAAUGGUUUAAAGCCCGUGGUCAUGGCAGAAGUCCUGGAAGUCGUGACUCUGAGUGUCUUGUUUGGGAUGGGCUGUUGGUCGUACUCUUGGUUAUAGCGGUUCUCGCAUGGCUGCCGCCUUCUGUGAUUCUGUCAGUGUGAAGGAGGAGCUAGAAAUAAGGAGCUGAUCACACUUGCUGAGAUGGUUUUCAAGAAACACAGGUUUGGGACUUGGUGGUGCAGUGGUAAAGAAUCCGCCUGCCAGUGCAGGGGACUCGGGUUCAAGCCCUGGUCCAGGAAGAUCCCACAUGCCAUGGAGCAACUAAGCCCGUGCGCCACAACUACUGAGCCUGCACUCUAGAGCCCUCGAGCCACAACUGCUGAGCCCGCGUGCCACAACUACUGAAGCUCGUGUGCCUAGAGCCCAUGCUCUGGAACAAGAGAAGCCACCGCAGUGAGAAGCCUGCACACUGCAACAAAGAGCAGCCCCUGCUCGCUGCAACUAGAGAAAGCCUGCGUGCAGCAACGAAGACCCA
Molecule: messenger RNA, 1652 nt
Organism: Balaenoptera acutorostrata (minke whale)
Lineage: Eukaryota; Metazoa; Chordata; Mammalia; Artiodactyla; Balaenopteridae
Gene: SDR42E1
Product: short chain dehydrogenase/reductase family 42E, member 1
Exons: 3
Coding region: 97-1278 (393 amino acids)
Biological process (GO): steroid biosynthetic process
Molecular function (GO): 3-beta-hydroxy-Delta5-steroid dehydrogenase (NAD+) activity
Source: RefSeq, a predicted model, not a curated record